Molecule: messenger RNA, 670 nt
Organism: Bombus impatiens (common eastern bumble bee)
Lineage: Eukaryota; Metazoa; Arthropoda; Insecta; Hymenoptera; Apidae
Product: longitudinals lacking protein-like
Exons: 2
Coding region: 116-436 (106 amino acids)
Source: RefSeq, a predicted model, not a curated record
ACAAUCCUUCCCUUCUGUGAAUUACAUCACGUGGGAGGCGUGUAAACCUUUGAUCUUGAGUUGUGUUCUAUCGAAGAGCGUCUGGAGCACUUUGAACGAUUAUCGAAGCAGUUCCAUGGACGAUCUGUUGCUGAAAGAAAGGAACUACAACGAUGCGUACUACUAUCCGUGUCCCGUGCUCGAUCCGAACAAGAAACAACCGCUGCAACAACAACAGCAACAGCAGCAACAGCAACAGCAUCAACUACAGCCACAACAGCUCUUCACCUGUGCGCUUUGCGGCAGAGAGUACACCUGGAUGUACAGUUUACGUCGACAUCAGCUGCAAUGUGGCAACAAGGAAGCGAGAAACAAGUGUCAUUUUUGCUCGAGAAAGUUUUACAGGCGCGACAGACUGAAAGAACAUUUGCUGGCUCAUCAUUCAGACUUGAUUUAGAAAAGUUUACCUGUACAGAUGCUCUCUCUCUCAGUUCGAAGUAACUCUUAAGUUUGUAUUUAAGUUUACUUUUCUUUCCAUUUUCAUUGUACAUCGUCCCCGUAUAUCGCUCGUACAGCGAUGUAUUUGCUGUAUUUUGCGUGAAAUCCAUCGAUUCAAUAAAAUUAUUCAUACUUGAAUUGCUUGUAAAUUAUGUGCGUAUAAAUAUCAGCAAAUAUAGAUGUGUCCAAUUUC